Molecule: messenger RNA, 3896 nt
Organism: Solea senegalensis (Senegalese sole)
Lineage: Eukaryota; Metazoa; Chordata; Actinopteri; Pleuronectiformes; Soleidae
Product: adenylate cyclase type 1-like
Exons: 20
Coding region: 347-3859 (1170 amino acids)
Biological process (GO): cAMP biosynthetic process; adenylate cyclase-activating G protein-coupled receptor signaling pathway; intracellular signal transduction
Cellular component (GO): plasma membrane
Molecular function (GO): adenylate cyclase activity
Source: RefSeq, a predicted model, not a curated record
CACCGACACCAGCUGAACUAGACGUUGUGUGCGCUGCUUCUCAUGUGGCGCGCGAGCGAAUGCAUCAUUAUUAUUUUUUUUGGCAACGAUAUUUGUUUACCGCUCGCGAGCAAACACAGCAGAGACAUGACUGUGUCUUCGGUGACUGAUCUCGCCGAGCAACACAAUCCAACCUGUGGAUAGUGUGCGUGGAGCGCGCCUGUGGCCACCGGCCAGUCUCCGCGGUCUGGGACGCUCUGCCUCGUCCAGCCCCGCUGUGCGCGUCUUCCACGGUUGGUUCCUGUCUGCGUCGGUGUGGGACGCGCUGUUCCCCGCCUGCCCUCCGCUGUGAGCAGGUAUUCAGUUUAUGAAUGGCACUGACAUGGAGGAAAUACCGUUUCAGAAAGUCAAAACCAGGCGGAAGAGAAGUCACUGUCCUCCGAGUGUCCCCUUGAACACCAUCGCGUGCGAGGACGAGUUCGACUGCAAGGAGCUCGAGUCCCUUUUCCAGAACUACAACCUGAAGCUGGAGCAGACGUCCACGCUCAAAGCGCUGGCCGUGCUCAUUUUCAUGUCCUCGACACUGGCCGUGGAGGAGUUGCUGUCCGGCCCCAGUCUCACCAUCUCCAAAGGGUCCCACCCGGUGCACUGUGUCAUCUUCGUCUCCCUGUUCAUCGUAACUAAUGUCAAGUACCUGCAAGUGACUCAGCUCCAGCAGAUUGUCAACCUGACGCUGCUCUUCGGCUUCACUUUCUCCUUCCUCUGUUGUCCCUUCUCCCUGGGCGCGAUGGGCAUGGAACCCCCGACCUCCCCGGAGCAAGGCAUGUGGCAGCUCAUCCUGGUCACCUUCGUCGCCUAUGCGCUCCUGCCUGUGCGGACACUCCUGGCUGUUGUGUUUGGAAUAAUGGUGUCCAUCUCGCAUUUGAUUGUGACAGCCACUUCAGUCACAGUGAAAACACAGAGACUAUGGAGAACGUUGGUUGCCAACACAGUGCUGUUCACAAGUGUCAACCUGUCAGGGCUGUUUGUGCGCAUCCUGACAGAGCGAGCCCAGAGGAAGGCCUUCCUGCAGGCUCGCAACUGCAUCGAGGAGCGACUCCGCAUGGAGGACGAGAAUGAGAAGCAGGAGCGUCUGCUAAUGAGUCUGUUGCCCAGGAACGUAGCUAUGGAGAUGAAAGAGGAUUUCCUGAAGCCCCCAGAAAGGAUCUUUCACAAAAUCUACAUCCAGCGCCAUGACAAUGUCAGCAUCCUCUUUGCAGAUAUAGUUGGUUUCACCAGCCUGGCCUCCCAGUGUACGGCGCAGGAACUGGUUAAACUGCUAAACGAGCUGUUUGGAAAGUUUGAUGAGCUCGCCACGGAGAAUCACUGUCGCAGGAUUAAGAUCCUGGGGGAUUGUUAUUACUGUGUGUCUGGACUGACCCAACCGAAGACAGAUCAUGCACACUGCUGCGUAGAGAUGGGCCUGGACAUGAUUGACACCAUAACGUCUGUGGCAGAGGCCACUGAGGUCAACCUAAACAUGCGUGUGGGCUUGCACACAGGUCGCGUGCUCUGUGGAGUGCUGGGUCUCAGGAAAUGGCAAUACGAUGUUUGGUCCAAUGAUGUGACCCUGGCCAAUGUGAUGGAGGCUGGAGGGUUACCUGGGAAAGUCCACAUCACCAGAUCUACACUGGAGUGCCUAAAUGGAGACUAUGAGGUGGAGCCUGGAAACGGUCACGAAAGGAACGCCUUCCUCCAAAAACAUGAAAUUGAAACCUUCUUUAUAGUGCCAUCUCACCGACGGAAGAUAUUCCCAGGAUUGAUUCUUUCGGAUGUCAAGCCCGCCAAAAAGAUGAAGUUCAAAACUGUGUGCUACUUACUCGUGCAGCUUAUGCACUGCAGGAAGAUGUUCAAGGCUGAGAUUCCGUUCUCCAACGUCAUGGACUGCGAGGACGGUGAUAAGCGGAGAGCCAUGCGUACAGCUCCACAGAAGCUGAGGAACCGUUCCAACACCAACCAGGCUAAAGUGAUCCAGAGCAGCCCCCGAACGCGGGUCAACCGCUACAUCGGCCGGCUGAUCGAGGCCCGGCAGACGGAGUCGGACACGGCUGACCUCAACGUCCUCACACUCAUGUAUAAAUGCUCUGAGCGUGAGCAGAGGUACCACCAGAUUCCAGACGAGUACUUCACCAGCGCGGUGGUCCUCUCUCUCAUCCUCGCUGCCUUGUUCGGCCUCGUCUAUCUCCUCAUCAUACCACAGGGCAAAGUGAUAUUAGUCCUCCUCGUCUUCUGCAUCUGUUUCCUAGUAGCUUGUAUCAUGUACCUGCAUAUCACUAGAGUACAGUGUUUUCCAGGGUGCCUGACCAUUCAGAUUCGCACUGCUCUUUGUAUUCUCAUAGUGCUCUUAAUCUACGCUGUGGCCCAGGCCUGUGUGGUGGGCUGCAUGCCCUGGUUGUGGGCAGGUAGUGCCAACACUAACAGCUCCAUCGUCAUCAUUGAUAACAUCAGUGGCACCAACCGCACUAUGGCGGAGCUGCCUUGUGACGGUGCCCGCUACGCCUUUCUUUCCUGUGUUGUAGGCACCCUCACGCUGGCACUUUUCCUGCGUGUCUCCUGGCUGCCAAAGAUGGCGCUAAUGCUCCUUCUGGGGGUGCUGUAUGUCACUGUGUUGGAGCUCAGUGGCUUUCGCAGGACUGCGGGUGGGGGGUCCUUCCACAUCCGGGGCUACGAGCCCAUCCUGUCUCUGUUGCUCUUUGUCAGUGCCCUGGCCCUCCACUCCAGGCAACUUGACCUCAAACUACGCCUGGACUUCCUAUGGGCUGUGCAGGCGGAGGAGGAAAGAGAUGGCAUGGAGAAAGUGAAGUUGGACAAUAGGCGGAUCCUCUUCAACCUUCUGCCGGCCCACGUGGCGCAACACUUCCUGCUGUCAAACCCCAGGAACAUGGUGAGCCCCGCUAAUACACAGGCAGGCAGACAGACAGAGAAACAGGACCUAUACUAUCAGUCCUAUGCACAAGUAGGUGUCCUGUUCGCCUCCAUUCCAAACUUCAAUGACUUCUACAUUGAGCUGGACGGAAACAACAUGGGCGUGGAAUGCCUCCGACUCCUGAACGAGAUCAUUGCCGACUUUGACGAGCUCAUGGAUAAGGAAUGCUACAAAGACAUAGAGAAAAUCAAAACCAUUGGCAGUACAUACAUGGCAGCUGUGGGCCUCGUCCCCACCAUUGGUACAAAGGCCAAAAAAUCAGUUUACGACCAUCUGAGCACAAUAGCAGACUACGCCAUCGAGAUGUUUGACGUUUUGGAUGAAAUCAACUAUCAGUCGUACAAUGAGUUUGUCCUGCGAGUGGGUAUCAAUGUUGGUCCAGUGGUUGCAGGCGUGAUCGGGGCACGGCGACCUCAGUAUGACAUCUGGGGCAACACGGUGAACGUGGCCAGUCGCAUGGACAGCACUGGAGUACCUGGGAAGAUACAGGUGACAGAAGAGGUCUAUCGCCUACUGAACACCAACUAUGACCUGGUGUGUCGUGGCAAAGUCAGCGUUAAGGGGAAAGGUGAGAUGCUGACCUACUUCUUGGAAGGGAAAGUUCAGGGUGUGGGCACAGCAACCACCUCUUCAGUGGUGCGUUCCGCCAGCUUGGCGCGUCGCAUCCACUCCUGUGGGAAGACGAGCGUCCCGACCAAUCUGGGCAGCGUCUCCUCUGCCGCCAGCCUGACCGUGCACGCCAGCAUGGGCAGCAACGUUCUGUUGAACGCUGCCAACAGCAGCAACAGCCAAGUAACAUGCCUGCCGUCUUCCUGCGUGCCCGCAGUGGGUGAGGAGGACGAGGAGGAGGAGGACAUAGAGGUGACGGAGAUCCAGAUUAAGGCUGUGGCAGCUGUUGCCGAUGUAGCAGUGUAGGAGGAAGGAUGGGGACGAUGAAAACUUAGAGCUAAAA